Sceloporus undulatus (fence lizard) is the source of this 300-nucleotide messenger RNA. RefSeq names its product G1/S-specific cyclin-D2-like. The annotation marks the transcript as partial. NCBI's taxonomy places the organism in Eukaryota, Metazoa, Chordata, Lepidosauria, Squamata, Phrynosomatidae. The record is from RefSeq and is a predicted model, not a curated record. The transcript is spliced from 2 exons.
CUCUGGAGCAGCAGUCCUACAUUUGGGGUGAUGCUCUUCCAAGCCUCCUCUCACUUGGCCGAUGCUGAAUCCCAACUGGAAGAUGAGGAGACCCCCCAGACCCCUGUGCUGGUGGUGCGCGCCCAGAGGGACCCGGCCUUGCUGCGCGACCCAUGCGUCCUGCGCAACCUUCUGAGCCAGGAAGGCCGCUACGUGCCCCAGGCCUCCUACUUCCAUGGCCUUCAAGAUGAGAUCCAGCCCUGGAUGCGGGAGACGUUGGCCUUCUGGAUGCUGGAGGUCGGUGACACCUCUCCUCACUUG